AUGUCAUCUCUUUUCUUCCCCCUCUUCCUCUCCCCCCCCCGCCCCUCUUCUUCUCUCUCCCUCUGUCAUUUCCUUCUUUUCUCAUUUUCUCUCACCACCCCCCUCUCCCCCUUCCUCUCUCUCUCCGUCUUCCCACUCUCCUUCCCCCCAGUCUGUUCCCAGUUCUCUAAAGGUGUCUAUGCCAUCAUCGGUCUCUACGACAGGAAGACAGUCAACAUGUUGAUGUCGUUCUGCGGAGCGCUGCAUGUGUGUUUCGUCACGCCUUCCUUCCCCAUCGAGACGGCCAACCAGUUUGUGAUCCAGCUGAGACCCGAGCUACAGGACACUCUGGUGGGGGUUAUAGACCACUAUGGAUGGACCAAGUUCGUCUACAUGUACAGCUCAGAUUCUGGUGAGUAGAGGGGUCAAAGGUUAAAUGAUUUACAGUGCCUUGCAAAAGUAUUCGUCCCCCUUCGCGUUUUUCAUAUUUUGUUGCAUUACAACCUGUAAUUUAAAUGGAUUUUUAUUUGGAUUUCAUGUAAUGGACAUACACAAAAUAGUCAAAAUUGGUGAAGUUGUUUACAAAAAUUAUACAAAAUAAAUAACGGAAAAGUGGUGCGUGCAUGUGUAUUCACCCCCUUUGCUAUGAAGCCCCUAAAUAAGAUCUGGUGCAACCAAUUACCUUCAGAAGUCACAUCAUUCGUUAAAUAAAGUCCACCUGUUUGCAAUCUAAGUGUCACAUGAUCUGUCACAUGAUCUCAGUAUAUAUACACAUGUUCUGAAAGGCCCCAGAGUCUGCAACACUACUAAGCAAGGGGCACCACCUAAGCAAGCGGCACCAUGAAGACCAAGGAGCUCUCCAAACAGGUCAGGGACAAAGUUGUGGAGAUGUACAGAUCAGGGUUGGGUUAUAAAAAAAUAUCCGAAACUUUGAACAUCCCACGGAGCACCAUUAAAUCCAUUAUUAAAAAAUGGAAAGAAUAUGGCACCACAACAAACCUGCCAAAAGAGGGCCGCCCACCAAAACUCACGGACCAGGCAAGGAGGGCAUUAAUCAGAGAGGCAACAAAGAGACCCCCUAAAAAAAAGUAAAACAAAUAAAGAGACCAAAGAUAACCCUGAAGGAGCUGCAAAGCUCAACAGCGGAGAUUGGAGUAUCUGUCCAUAGGACCACUUUAAGCCGUACACUCCACAGAGCUGGGCUUCACGAGUGGCCAGAAAAAAGCCAUUGCUUUCAGAAAAAAAUAAGCAAACACGUUUGGUGUUUGCCAAAAGGCAUGUGGGAGACUCCCCAAACAUAUGGAAGAAGGUACUCUAGUCAGAUGAGACUACAAUUGAGCUUUUUGGCCAUCAAGGAAAACGCUAUGUCUGGCGCAAACCCAACACCUCUCAUCACCCCGAGAACACCAUCCCCACAGUGAAGCAUGGUGAUGGCAGCAUCAUGCUGUGGGGAUGUAUUUCAUCGGCAGGGACUGGGAAACUGGUCAGAAUUGAAGGAAUGAUGGAUGGCGCUAAAUACAGGGAAAUUCUUAAGGGAAACCUGUUUCAGUUUUCCAGAGAUUUGAGACUGGGACGGAGGUUCACCUUCCAGCAGGACAAUGACCCUAAGCAUACUGCUAAAGCAACACUCGAGUGGUUUAAGGGGAAACAUUUAAAUGUCUUGGAAUGGCCUAGUCAAAGCCCAGACCUCAAUAGUUAUGCAUGCUCAAGUUUUCUGUUUUCUUGUUUGUUUGACAAUAAAACAUAUUUUACAUCUUCAAAGUGGUAGGCAUGUUGUUAAAAUCAAAUGAUACAAAACCCCCAAGAUCCAUUUUAAUUCCAGGUUGUAAGGCAACAAAAUAAAAAAACUUUAGCAAGCCACUGUAUUCACUGAAUAGUGUCUGCAUGUGAAUAUCAACAUCACAAUGAUAAGACAUCACGGAACAUGUGCCAUUUAGCCAUACGUGCAUCAUUAUUUUUUAAAUGUAUGAUGGUCCCUGGAAUCGAACCAACUAUCCUGGCGUUGCAAGCACCAUGCUCUACCAACUGAGCUAUAGAAGACCACAACAUUACCAUGCAUUACUACCACUGGCUGGUUUGUCAAGGUUGUCAAGGAGACCAAGUGAUACAGUAGUGAAACAGAGUGAUAUUCAGUUUACUAUCCAGGUUAAUAGACGGGGGAGUUGCUGGAGGUUUGGUGGGAUCGCUGGGUCACAGGGUAUGACGUUCCAGGUAUGUGUCAGGAAUAGCUUUAGAGUGUGCACGCGCACACACAAACACACACACAUAAUACACACUUCCUGCACACACACACACCUCUCGCAGGUCCUGUCUUGUGCAAGACAUCAGUCGUCAUACCAACCACAGUUUGUCAUUCACUGAUUGCCAUGGUGACAGUGGAAGGGUAAGGAAUAGCCGUUGUGUCCUUUCACAAUGAAAAGCCUUUUCAGCCACGGCUCUGGGCAGCACCUGCACAUGGACAGUCAACACAAACACAGACACACAGACAUAAUGAUAUAUAUCACACAAAGAGGAGGAGAGAGUUGAAUACACACUGCUUUUGUCAGGGUAUUUGAAAAGCAUACUGUAUGGCAAGAGCAAAGCGAACACAUGUUUAAUCUGCUUCAUUUUCUGUCGGUGCAAAAAACCCCAGAGAAAGAAUGACGCACCUGUCCACACCAGGUGUGCUUUACCUCUGUCCCUACCUCAUCUCCUCCCCCUCUCCACCCUCCCAGUCUCUCACUUCCUCUCCCCUCCUCCCCUUCUCCCCUCCCAGUCCAUCCAUAGCCAAUCAGCUGUAGCCUACCCAUAAUGCCGUGCCAUCUGUCCCAGGUGUUGUGUGUUUCAGAGCAUAACUGUCAAGCUACACUAAACUCUCUGCAUACGCUGGCAGUGUGUGUGUGUGUAUGUGUGUGUGUGUGCUUGCGUGUUUGUGUAUUUGUGUGUGUGUAUGCGUUCUUGUUUGCGUGCAUGCAUGCAUGUCUCUUUGUGUGUGUUGUGACUGCUGAGUGAUGUGACACUCUGAAAUAAAGCCAGUUUAAUGACCACUGUGAGACCUUGGUAAACUGUCACUCUGUCAGUCUGUCUGGACACACAACAGGAUUGUGACAGAGGAGAUUUCACACAGAGGAUUGGUCCUUGUGAUGUAUAGUAUCCGUGAUAGCUAGAGCGCCACGCAUGUCCCAGUGAUGUUUUUAUCUCCCAUGAUCCCUUUAUCGGCCAGUGAGGGACUGCGGAGCCAUUAACCCUGAUGUUUGUGUGUUGGUGUGUGUGUGUGUGUGUGGGUGUGUGUGCGUGCGUGCAUGCGUGUUUGUGUGUGUGUGUGUGUGUGCGUGCAUGUGUGCGUGUGUAAUUGAGUGGUGGGAUGGAGAGUUCUGGAAUCCAUAUCAUCAUCCAUAUUGCCUCCUGUUGCCUGGAUACUAUUCUCCAGCUGCCUGUCCAAAAUGUUAUUUUAAGCCUGUAAGAAAAAUCGCUGUUUGUUCGGUUAUAGUGUGUGUGUGUGUGCUUGCGUGUAUGCGUGCAUGUGUGUGUGGUUUUGGUGUGUGUGUGUGUGUGUGUGUGGCUGCGUGUCUUCAGGCCAUUGUAGAUGGCACUUUGUUCCCUAUCACAAGGCUAAAUAGAGGUAUGCAGACAGGCACCUUUGUCAGUGUAGAUUAUAGCAGUCUGUGUUUAGUCCCCAGGGGGGCUCUCUCUUUGGUAUACUGAUCCGAGAUUCUCCGUCCAUUGCUAUGCAGGGCUGAAUGUGGAUUAAAGUUGAAUGCCUGGGAGAGAGAUUAAAGUACCCAUACAUGUAUGCAGGUGUUUGUGUGUGUGUGUGUGUGUGUGUGUGUGUGUGUGUGUAUUGUUGCACACAUUUCAGCACCUUGAAAUUCCAAAAAAGCAUCUUUGUUUAUUUUGAGCUCAUCCUUCUUCAUAUUACCAUCUUUCAACACAGCCCAAAAAGCUUUUAUGGCCUAACACAUUUAGAACUUCUCCUUAUAAAUAUUACUUUUUUAAGUGCUUUAACUGGAGAGAUGGUAUGUGUCCCAAAUGGCACCCUAUUUCCUAAAGUAGUGCACAAUAAAGGGAAUCGGGUGCCAUUUGGGACGCACAGAGGGAACGUAGAGAUAAAUCGCUGUGAGUGUUGCCAUUUUUUUUUUGCAGUUGCAGGGAUUUUAAUCUACUUUCUCCCCAGAUAACAUCUAUGUAGAUGUGCUGUUGAGCAACAGACGUUAACUAAAGUGUGUCUCUUUUUAUUUUCAGAAGCCUGGAAAUGGGUAAAAUAAAUUUGAACGUCCAUUAAAACCCUCAUAAACAAUAUUCACAAAAUUGCCUUUUUUCUGUGAAUAAUAAAAAAAAGUUGUAUUUCUUUUUCUCGCUCUCUCUCUCUCUCUCUCUCUCUCUCUCUCUCUCUCUCUCUCUCUCUCUCUCUCUCUCUCUCUCUCUCUUCUCUCUCCUCUCUCUCUCUCUCUCCUCUCUCUCUCUCUCUCUCCUCUCUCUCUCUCUCUCCCCUCCCACGUGUCGGUGCCUCCAUGUGUUAGUCCAGUUAGUUCUGAUGAGGGCCAGAUUCCAUUAUUAGUUCUUAUGAGGGCCAGAUUCCAUUAUUUACAUUUACAUUUUAGUCAUUUAGCAGACGCUCUUAUCCAGAGCGACUUACAGGAGCAAUUAGGGUUAAGUGCCUUGCUCAAGGGCACAUUAACGUCAUUUAGCAGACGCUCUUAGCCAGAGCGACUCGCAAAUUGGUGCGUUCACCCUAUAGCCAGUGGGAUAACCACUUUACAACAUUAUGAUGUUCUCUUCAUGGUGUGCAGACACAGAUUUGUGUGGCCGCAUCAACCUCCUUGUUCUAUUUCAGGGAGUAAGGGGCAAAAAGGUUUUAUUUAUACUAGAAUAAUGGUGUGUUCUUGUUGAAAAGGGGUGCAGACAGUGCAGACAGUGCAGACUGUGUGAUUGAGCUGAAGGGAGCUGACCAUGGUCCUGAAAUCACACCAUGACAACAGAGAAGUUGACCAUGGUCCUGAAACUAGACCUUGAAACAGAGGAGUUGACCAUGGUCCUGAAAGCACACCAUGACAACAGAGGAGUUGACCAUGGUCCUAAAACUAGAUCUUGAAACAGAGGAGUUGACCAUGUUCCUGAAAUCACACCAUGACAACAGAGGAGUUGACCAUGGUCCUGAAACUAGACCUUGAAACAGAGGAGUUGACCAUGGUCCUGAAACUAGACCUUGAAACAGAGGAGUUGACCAUGGUCCUGAAACUAGACCUUGAAACAGAGGAGUUGACCAUGGUCCUGAAAAUAGAUCUUGAAACAGAGGAGUUGACUAUGGUCCUGAAACUAGACCUUGAAACAGAGGAGUUGACCAUGGUCCUGAAACUAGACCUUGAAACAGAGGAGUUGACCAUGGUCCUGAAACUAGACCAUGAAACAGAGGAGUUGACCAUGGUCCUGAAACUAGACCAUGAAACAGAGGAGUUGACCAUGGUCCUGAAACUAGACCUUGAAACAGAGGAGUUGACCAUGGUCCUGAAACUAGACCUUGAAACAGAGGAGUUGACCAUGGUCCUGAAACUAGACCAUGAAACAGAGGAGUUGACUAUGGUCCUGAAACUAGACCUUGAAACAGAGGAGUUGACCAUGGUCCUGAAACUAGACCUUGAAACAGAGGAGUUGACCAUGGUCCUGAAACUAGACCUUGAAACAGAGGAGUUGACCAUGGUCCUGAAACUAGACCAUGAAACAGAGGAGUUGACUAUGGUCCUGAAACUAGACCUUGAAACAGAGGAGUUGACCAUGGUCCUGAAACUAGACCUUGAAACAGAGGAGUUGACCAUGGUCCUGAAAAUAGAUCUUGAAACAGAGGAGUUGACCAUGGUCCUGAAACUAGACCUUGAAACAGAGGAGUUUGACCAUGGUCCUGAAACUAGACCAUGAAACAGAGGAGUUGACUAUGGUCCUGAAACUAGACCUUGAAACAGAGGAGUUGACCAUGGUCCUGAAACUAGACCUUGAAACAGAGGAGUUGACCAUGGUCCUGAAAAUAGAUCUUGAAACAGAGGAGUUGACCAUGGGCCUGAAACUAGACCUUGAAACAGAGGAGUUGACCAUGGUCCUGAAACUAGACCUUGAAACAGAGGAGUUGACCAUGGUCCUGAAACUAGACCAUGAAACAGAGGAGUUGACUAUGGUCCUGAAACUAGACCUUGAAACAGAGGAGUUGACCAUGGUCCUGAAACUAGACCUUGAAACAGAGGAGUUGACCAUGGUCCUGAAAAUAGAUCUUGAAACAGAGGAGUUGACCAUGGUCCUGAAACUAGACCUUGAAACAGAGGAGUUGACCAUGGUCCUGAAACUAGACCAUGAAACAGAGGAGUUGACUAUGGUCCUGAAACUAGACCUUGAAACAGAGGUGUUGACCAUGGUCCUGAAAGCAGACGCUCCGUCUAUGGAGUUCUCUGCUGUCCAUAUCAGUCAAUGGUUUAAUGUGACUGACUGCUGAGUUUGAAACCAGGUCUUCUGAACACCACAUGACUGUAUUAGCCCACUGAACUAAAGCUAUGUCCUAUUUCUCAAAUGAUUGAUGUGAUUUCACACGUUGUAUUCAUCAGGUGUCACCAACCCCUUUAACUACUUCUAAACCUCUCCUCUAAACCGUCCAACGGAGCCAGGCAUCUAUCACCUUUCACCAUAACUCUGACUAGUUAGACACACACCAACAACCCUGCUGCAAAUAUGGCAUGUGAAAUAUGUAAAGAGGGUCAUAUGCCAUUUCAGAUUAUUCUCUAUAGUGCAGUUGUGACUGGCUGUGCGGAAUACAGCUUCAUGUUGUAGCUUAGCUUAUAAUGUGAUUGGUGUAAUUCAGUAUUUGGUUCAGUAAUGGCCGCCACUCUGCCUCUUGUAAAAGCUUUGUUUACCUUCUGGAACAACUGUCUGUCCCCUCCUAGGAGGAUUCUGAUUGGUCUAAUAUGAUACUGUGUGUGUGUGUGUGCCUCCGACACUGUAAAUCUGCAGCCAUGAUCGAUGCGUUCCCUAAUGGCCUCUUAUUUCCUGUCCCUGUUUGGAGCCGCGAGCCCAUUGGCUCCCUGGCCUGUUCCCCUAUGAUGCUUUAGUGCAUUAGUAGCCUAUGGGGACAGCUUAAUGGAGUGGCCUGGAUUUAAUUGGUGCCUCUGAGGGACUGUCUGUGUGUGUCCGUGUGUCUGGGUGUGUGUCUGGGUGUGUGUCUGCGUGUGUGUCUGUGUGUGUGUGCAGGGCCAGCCCUAGCCUUUUGGGGGCCCUUAGUGAGACUUGGUUGGGGUUCUCUCCACUUCGCGGCAAAACAUUUUAGUGGCCCCCCUCUUGACGGCGGAGGGAAAAAUGUACAUCUAUCCAUUUUGUCUUGGGGUGGAGAUUUUCUUUUGCCGUUUUAAAGAUAAUUUUCUGCAAUUCUACACAUUUUGCCAUGCCUUAUGCCAUGUUAGUAUGAUAUCGUGGUCCUCUGUAGCUCAGCUGGUAGAGCACGGCGCUUGUAACGCCAAGGUAGUGGGUUCGAUCCCCGGGACCACCCAUACACAAAAAUGUAUGCACGCAUGACUGUAAGUCACUUUGGAUAAAAGCGUCUGCUAAAUGGCAUAUUAUUAUUAUUAUUAUUAUUAUAUCUGAGUGAGAGUGACUAACAAAAUCAAUGUGGGUACCCUGGAGAUCAGAGCCUCUGGGCAUGUGUCCUGCGUUGCCGGUCAGUAUUCGGUCAUGAUUACUACAAGUUUAGAUAGCUGGUUAGACAAACGUCCAUGUUAGUUGAAAUGGGCUAAUUGAGUGACUGUCAGUGACUGACAUAACAAGAGAAAAACUGCUGAUGCACAUCCAACUUUCGAAAAUCGUACCUGGUGUAUUCUACAAUUUCUACUCUAAAUAGUAAGUUGAGACCUCGACUAAGUUCCUAAAAAAAUAAAUAUAUUUAAAAAAUGGUCGGGGGCCCCCUAAGCAGCUGCUUAUUGUGCACUACUUUAGGAAAUAGGGUGCCAUUUGGGACACAUACCAUCUCUCCAGUUAAAGCACUUAAAAAAGUAAUAUUUAUAAGGAGAAGUUCUAAAUGUGUUAGGCCAUAAAAGCUUUUUGGGCUGUGUUGAAAGAUGGUAAUAUGAAGAAGGAUGAGCUCAAAAUAAACAAAGAUGCUUUUUUGGAAUUUCAAGGUGCAUGUGCAUGUGCAUGUGCGUGUGUCUGUGUGUGUGUGUGUGUGUGUGUGUGUGUGUGUGUGUGUGUGUGUGUGUGUGUGUGUGUGUGUGUGUGUGGAGUGAUUAUUCAGAGUAACACCAAGUGCUGUAACAACAUACCUGUACAUGGCAUCCCAGUCGUCAUAAUGAACUAUGCCUCUGGAGCCAGUAAUCAUAUAUCACAUUCCUGUGCUGUCAGGGAAAGUCGUAUGAUGGAUAGGCCUAUGUUAGCAUGAGAGCUAUAUUAUUGAUGGAUAGGCCUAUGUUAGCAUGAGAGCUAUAUUAUUGAUGGAUAGGCCUAUGUUAGCAUGAGAGCUAUAUUAUUGAUUACUGGGCAAAAACACAGACAGCUUAUCGGGCUUAGUGGGCAAGAUGCUUCUUGGGCUUAAUGGGCAAGAUGCUUCUUGGGCUUAGUGGGAAAGAUGCUUCUUGGGCUUAGUGGGAAAGAUGCUUCUUGGGCUUAGUGGGAAAGAUGCUUCUUGGGCUUAUUGGGAAAGAUGCUUCUUGGGCUUAGUGGGAAAGAUGCUUCUUGGGCUUAGUGGGAAAGACACUUAUUGGGCUUAGUGGGAAAGAUGCUUCUUGGGCUUAGUGGGAAAGAUGCUUCUUGGGCUUAGUGGGAAAGACACUUCUUGGGCUUAGUAGGAAAGAUGCUUCUUGGGCUUAGUGGGAAAGAUGCUUCUUGGGCUUAUUGGGAAAGAUGCUUCUUGGGCUUAGUGGGAAAGACACUUCUUGGGCUUAGUGGGCAAGAUGCUUCUUGGGCUUAGUGGGAAAGACACUUCUUGGGCUUAGUGGGAAAGAUGCUUCUUGGGCUUAGUGGGAAAGAUGCUUCUUGGACUUAGUGGGAAAGACACUUCUUGGGCUUAGUAGGAAAGAUGCUUCUUGGGCUUAGUGGGAAAGAUGCUUCUUGGGCUUAUUGGGAAAGAUGCUUCUUGGGCUUAGUGGGAAAGACACUUCUUGGGCUUAGUGGGCAAGAUGCUUCUUGGGCUUAGUGGGCAAGAUGCUUCUUGGGCUUAUUGGGCAAGAUGAUUGUAUUCUAAGAGAUGUCAGUUUAUACAGUGUAAAUGAUGUCAUACGGUACAUCCAAAAUGGCACCCUAUAAACUAUAUAGUGCAAUACUUUUGACCAGGGCACCAUGAAAUAGGAUGCCUUUUGGAACACAGCCAUAGUUCACCUAUAACCCCUGACCUUUGCCCCUGACCUGUAGGCCUGUCAGUGCUGCAAAAGGUCCUGGACACGGCUGCUGAGAGGAGCUGGCUGGUGACGUCUGUCAACGUGGAGACCAUGACGGAGGCCUCGUUCCUCAAGGUGUUCCAAGACCUGGACAAGAGGAAGGAGGGACAGAUCAUCAUCGACUGUGAGACCGGAAGACUCACCUCCAUCCUCAAAAAGGUAACAAGAUAGAGAGACUCACCUCCAUCCUCAAAUAGGUAACAAGAUAGAGAGACUCACCUCCAUCCUCAAAUAGGUAACAAGACUGUGACAUUGCUAGAGUCAUCUCCAUCGCUAGUAGUGGGCCAGGAAUGGCAAAAAUGACAAGCAGUGGUCCAUGAUUUGGCUGCCAUAUAUAAGCCAGAACUUUGUCAGACCUGGAUCGGCCAGAACUGGGCCACUUAAAAAUGCCGGUCAGAUUCAAAAAGUAGGCCUGAUUUGGGCCAUUUUACUUAUUCUUUCUGUGAAUUAAUUGAAUCUAGACAUUUGAGAAAACAUCGCUACGUUGCACGUGAGACAUGAUUAACAUGAAUUCUCAGUGAAAUAAACACCACAUAGCCAGCAAAAGAUGGGACAGAGAAAGAGAGAGUAAUAAAAAGAGAGAGAAGUGAAGGGAAGAGAGGCAGGUUGAGUUUAUUGAAUCUUGCCCUGGAGGCAGAACGGAGCGAUUUCCACUAGAUAGGCCAGCUGCAAAGUCAAUAUUGGCUUUAUGUGACCGACCACCUCGGUUGAGGAACAAUGGGAAAGUAAUUCUGCUUUGAAAGUUGAUAAACUUGUAACCCCAAUUUUGAGGAAAUGGCCCUUGAAUGUUUUGGUACACCUACUGGAGAGCUCUUCUUUGUCUACACCCAUUCAGCAUCGUUCACACCCUCUUAAGCCUUAGCACCACCCAUCUCUUUAAGGAUUCACAUCUGAGGCCAUGUGCUAAACAGAGUGAGUAAGGUAGUAUAGUAAACAACCAAAGAUUUCAAGACAAAGUGUUGAAACUAGUAGGAAAAACUCCAGGUAAAAAUACAUUUGAUCUAGUGCCUUCGGAAAGUAUUCAGACCCCUUUGCUUUUUCCAUAUUUUGUUACGUUGCCGCCUUAUUCUAAAAUGGAUUAAAUCGUUUUUUUCUCCACAUCAAUCUACAUACAAUACCCCAUAAUGACAAAGCAAAAACAGGUUUUUAGAAAGUUUUGCAAAUGUAUCAAAAAUAAAAAACGGAAAUACCACAUUUACAUAUGUAUUCAGAUCCAUUUACAUUUACAUUUACAUUUACAAUACAUUUACAUUUACAUUUAUAUUUAUAUUUACAUUUACAUUCACAUUUACAUUACCACUGAAAACACUGCUACUCCUACUGCUCUGUCCUCGUCUGACCAUGUGUUCUCGCAUACCCCGAGAGCAUCUGGUCAGCGGGGUGGUGGCACAGGAAUCCUCAUCUCUCCCAAGUGGACAUUCUCUCUUUCUCCCUUGACCCAUCUGUCUAUCUCCUCAUUUGAAUUCCAUGCUGUCACAGUCACUAGCCCAUUCAAGCUUAACAUCCUUAUCAUUUAUCGCCCUCCAGGUUCCCUUGGAGAGUUCAUCAAUGAGCUUGACGCCUUGAUAAGUUCCUUUCCUGAGGAUGGCUCACCCCUCACAGUUCUGGGUGACUUUAACCUCCCUACGUCUACCUUUGACUCAUUUCUCUCUGCCUCCUUCUUUCCACUCCUCUCCUCUUUUGACCUCACAUUCUCACCUUCCCCCCCUACUCACAAGGCAGGCAAUACGCUUGACCUCAUCUUUACUAGAUGCUGUUCUUCUACUAAUCUCACUGCAACUCCCCUCCAAGUCUCCGACCACUGCUUUGUAUCCUUUUCUCUCUCGCUCUCCUCCAACACUACUCAGUCUGCCCCUACUCAGAUGGUAAUGCGCCGUAGCAACCUUCGCUCUCUCUCUCCCGCUACUCUCUCCUCUUCCAUCCUAUCAUCUCUUCCCUCUGCUCCAUCCUUCUCCCUCCAAUCUCCUGAUUCUGCCUCCUCAACCCUCCUCUCAUCCCUUUCUGCAUCCUUUGACUCUCUAUGUCCCCAUGCCUCCCGGCCGGCUCGGUCCUCCCCUCCUGCUCCGUGGCUUGACGACUCAUUGCGAGCUCACAGAACAGGGCUCCGGGUGGCCGAGCGGAAAUGGAGGAAUACUAGACUCCCUGCGGACCUGGCAUCUUUUCACUCCCUCCUCUCUACAUUUUCUUCCUCUGUUUCUGCUGCUAAAGCCACUUUCUACCACUCUAAGUUCCAAGCAUCUGCCUCUAACCCUAGGAAGCUCUUUGCCACCUUCUCCUCCCUGCUGAAUCCUCCUCCCCCUUCCCCCCCCCUCCUCCCUCUCUGUGGAUGACUUCGUCAACCAUUUUGAAAAGAAGGUUGACGAAAUCCGAUCCUCGUUUGUUAAGUCAAAUUACACCGCUGGUCCUGCUCACAUUGCCCUACCCUAUGCUUUGACUUCUUUCUCCCCUCUCUCUCCAGAUGAAAUCUUGCGACUUGUGACGGCCGGCCGCCCAACAACCUGCCCGCUUGACCCUAUCCCCUCCUCUCUUCUCCAGACCAUUUCCGGAGACCUUCUCCCUUACCUCACCUCGCUCAUCAACUCAUCCUUGACCGCUGGCUGUCCCUUCUGUCUUCAAGAGAGCGAGAGUUGCACCCCUUCUCAAAAAACCUACACUCGAUCCCUCCGAUGUCAGCAACUACAGACCAGUAUCCCUUCUUUCUUUUCUCUCCAAAACUCUUGAGCGUGCCGUCUUUAGCCAACUCUCUUGCUAUCUCUCUCAGAAUGACCUUCUUGAUCCAAACCAGUCAGGUUUCAAGACUGGUCAUUCAACUGAGACUGCUCUUCUCUGUGUCACGGAGGCUCUCCGCACUGCUAAAGGUAACUCUCUCUCCUCUGCUCUCGUCCUUCUAGACCUAUCUGCUGCCUUUGAUACUGUGAACCAUCAGAUCCUCCUCUCCACCCUCUCCGAGUUGGGCAUCUCCGGCGCGGCUCACUCUUGGAUUGCGUCCUACCUGACAGGUCGCUCCUAACAGGUGGCGUGGCGAGAAUCUGUCUCCGCACCACGUGCUCUCACCACUGGUGUCCCCCAGGGCUCAGUUCUAGGCCCUCUCCUAUUCUCGCUAUACACCAAGUCACUUGGCUCUGUCAUAUCCUCACAUGGCCUCUCCUAUCAUUGCUACGCAGACGACACACAACUAAUCUUCUCCUUUCCCCCUUCUGAUAACCAGGUGGCGAAUCGCAUCUCUGCAUGUCUGGCAGACAUAUCAGUGUGGAUAACGGAUCACCACCUCAAGCUGAACCUCGGCAAGACGGAGCUGCUCUUCCUCCCGGGGAAGGACUGCCCGUUCCAUGAUCUCGCCAUCACGAUUGACAACUCCGUUGUGUCCUCCUCCCAGAGUGCAAAGAACCUUGGCGUGACCCUGGACAACACCUUGUCGUUCUCCGCUAACAUCAAGGCGGUGACCCGAUCCUGUAGGUUCAUGCUCUACAACAUUCGGAGAGUACGACCCUGCCUUACACAGGAAGCGGCACAGGUCCUUAUCCAGGCACUUGUCAUCUCCCGUCUGGAUUACUGCAACUCGCUGUUGGCUGGGCUCCCUGCCUGUGCCAUUAAACCCCUGCAACUCAUCCAGAAUGCCGCAGCCCGUCUGGUGUUCAACCUUCCCAAGUUCUCUCACGUCACCCCGCUCCUCCGCACACUCCACUGGCUUCUAGUUGAAGCUCGCAUCUGCUACAAGACCAUGGUGCUUGCCUACGGAGCUGUGAGGGGAACGGCACCUCCGUACCUUCAGGCUCUGAUCAGUUCCUACACCCAAACGAGGGCAUUGCGUUCAUCCACCUCUGGCCUGCUGGCCCCCCUACCUCUGCGGAAGCACAGUUCCCGCUCAGCCCAGUCAAAACUGUUCGCUGCUCUGGCAACCCAAUGGUGGAACAAGCUCCCUCACGACGCCAGGACAGCGGAUUCACUCACCACCUUCCGGAGACACUUGAAACCCCACCUUUUUAAGGAAUUCCUGGGAUAGGAUAAAGUAAUCCUUCUACCCCCCCUUAACCCCCCCCCCAAAAAAAAAAAAAAAAUUAUAUAUAUAUAUAUAUAUAUAUAUUGUAAAGUGGUUAUCCCACUGGCUAUAAGGUGAAUGCACCAAUUUGUAAGUCGCUCUGGAUAAGAGCGUCUGCUAAAUGACGUAAAUGUAAAUGUAUUCAGAACCUUUACUCAGUACUUUGUUGAAGCACCUUUGGCAGCAAUUACAGCCUCACGUCUUCUUGGGUAUGACGGUACAAGCUUGGCACACCUGUAUUUAAGGGAGUUUCUCCCAUUCUUCUCUGCAGAUCCUCUCAAGCUCUGUCAGGUUGGAUGGGGAGCGUUGCUGCACAGCUAUUUUCAGGUCUCUCCAGAGAUGUUUGAUCGGGUUCAAGUCUGGGCUCUGGCUGGGCCACUCAAGGACAUUCAGAGACUUGUCCCGGAGCCACACCUGUAUUUUCUUGGCUGUUUGCUUAGGGUCGUUGUCCUGUUGGAAGGUGAACCUUCGCCCCAGUGUGAGGUCCUGAGCGCUCUGGAGCAGGUUUUCAUCAAGGAUCUCUCUCUACUUUGCUCCGUUCAUCUUUCCUUCGAUCCUGACUAGUCUCCCAUUCCCUGCUGCAUAAAAACAACCCCACAGCAGGUUUCCUCCAGACGUGACGCUUGGCAUUCAGGCCAAAGAGUUCGAUCUCGGUUUCAUCAGACCAGAGAAUCUUGUUUCUCAUGGUCUGAGAGUCUUUGGAUGCCUUUUGCAAACUCAAAGCGGGCUGUCGUGUGCCUUUUACUGAGGAGUGUCUUCCGUCUGGCCACUCUAUAAUAAAGGCCUGAUUGGUGGAGUGCUGCAGAGAUGGUUGUUUUUCUGGAAGGUUCUCCCAUCUCCACAGAGGAACUCUGGAGCUUGGUCAGAGUGACCAUCGGGUUCUUGGUCACCUCCCUGACCAAGGCCAUUCUCCCCCGAUUGCUCAGUUUGGCCGGGCGGCCAGCUCUAGGAAGAGUCUUGGUGGUUCCAAACUUCUUCCAUUUAAGAAUGAUAGAGGCCACUUCUUGGGGACCUUCAAUGCUGCAGACAUCUUUUGGUACCCUUCCCCAGAUCUGUACCUCGACACAAUCCUGUCUCGGAGCUCUACGGAAAAUUACUUCGACCUCAUGGCUUGGUUGUUGCUCUGACAUGCACUGUCAACUGUGGGACCUUAUAUAGACAGGUGUGUGCCUUUCCAAAUCGUGUCCAAUCAAUUGAAUUUACCACAGGUGGACUCCAAUGAAGUUGUAGAAACAUCUCAAGGAUGAUCGAUAGAAACAGGAUGCACCUGAGUUCAAUUUCCAGUCUCAUAGCAAAGGGUCUGAAUUGUUAUGUAAAUAAGCUAUUUAUUUUUCCCUUUUUUAUACAUUUGGAAAAAUUUCUAAAAACCUGUUUUCACUUUGUCAUUAUGGGGCAUUGUGUGUAGAUGGAUGAGAAAAAUAUAGAUUUGAUCCAUUUUAGAAUAAGGCGGUAAUGUAACAAAAUGUGGCAAAAGUCAAGGGGUCUGAAUACUUUCCGAAUGUACUGUAUAUCCUAAUCUGACUUUGGUGCAGGUCAUGUUGUUCUUCACGUUUCAUUUGUCACAUGCACAGGAUACAGAAGGUGUAAACGGUACAGUGAAAUGGUUACUUGCAUAUUUGGAAAGUAGCAAUAUCAAAAAUAGAAAGUGUCCAGAUAAAAAUAUUUUAUAAAUAGUUUAUAAUUAUUAGAUGAUGCUUACCCAGACACACUUGUCUAAAUUGAUGGGUCAUGUGAAAUAAAUGCUAUAACCACCCCUCAGCCACAUCUAGCUAAGUGGAUGUGUCACUAUUGUCUAGACAUGUACACAUGUUUAUGAAAUACAAUAAAUGGCCGUAAUCACCCCCAGACACACCUGGCUAACUUGAUGGGUCAUAUAAUCAUCUGGUGAAGUGGAGUCAUUUGUUUAGACAUGUAGCUAGCAAGCUAGCUAGCUAGCUAAACAAUGAACCAUAAACCCUACCCAUAGCUACAGUACAAAUUAAUUGUCAUAGCUAGCCACCAUGCAUGAAAUGCUGUAGUAUGAAUCUGCAGGUAUCUAAAGCUAACCAACUAGGUUCAAUGUUAGCUAGCUAUGCAAUGCAAAUAGCUUCCUGAGAUACGAAUAAUGUUAAUACACAGAUCAUACACGUAACGUUAGCUAAAGUGUCACGCCCUGGCCUUGAGAGCCCGGUUUUCUUUAGUUGGUUUGGUCAGGGUGAAUUUCUAUGUGUAUGAUCUAGAUAUUGUAGAUCUAUGUUGGCCAGGUGUGGUUCCAAUCAGAGGCAGCUGUCGAUCGUUGUCUCUGAUUGGGGAUCAUACUUAGGCAGCCAUGUUGCCUACCUAUGUUGUGAGAUCUUGUUUCUGUGUGUUUGGCUUGUUUGAUGUUAGCCUUUAGAACCUCACGUUACGUUGCUUUUGUUCGGUGUUAAUUCAAUAAACGAACAUAUACGCAUACCACGCUGCACCUUGGUCCAAUCCUGUACUCAACGAACGUGACAUAAAGAGCCAGCAAGCUAAAGUUCGCUAGCUAGCUAAUGGUACUCUUUAACCUGCAAUGAAAACGACUUUGACAAAAUUUGAAACGUAUAAUAUCUGAAAAUGUAGGUAGGGACUUACCCGUAUACAUGGAUGAAGGCUUCACGGCAGCGUGUCUUUUCCGUUUGGUUUGUAGCUAUCUACAGCUUGUUUGGCCCGUUGUUGUGUCAAGUCUCUCUGGUUCACACUGACCAUGUGCAAAAAGUAGUCCAUCACAACUUUUUCCCACUGAUCUUUGUCGAUAGUGCCUGCUAAAUUCAGGGCAGCAAUUUUGUUGAGAGCAGUAGCAACGCUUUUGCAGUUCUCCAUGGCUAAUGUUAUAUAUUUCAAAAAAGCUGUGGUUGAAAGGAUUAUCAACACAUACUGAGCAGCUCACGUUAUAGACAGAAGCAUGCUACGUGUCAGACCAAUCCGAACUCAUCUCUAGGCAUGUCCAGCCCAUCCAUUAUCUCAGCCAAUCAUGGCUAGCGGGAAGGUUCCUGUCUUUUUCCGUGGUUAAACCAACUAGGAUUGUAAUAUAAUUUUUUUAAUCCGUAUUUACAAAUGGCAUACAAGUUUGUUAUUAAGGCAUUAAGGCACAUGAAAGUUCACAUGUUCCAGAAGGCAUUUCCAGAAGGCAAACCUAUAUAUACACUACCAGUCAAAAGUUUGGACACAUCUACAGACCACAGACCACUGCGCCACUCACAAGUGCCGCUAGAGAUCCUGGUUCGAGUCCAGGCUCUGUCGCAGCCGGCCGCAACCGGGAGACCCAUGGGCGGCGCACAAUUGGUCCAGCGUCGUCCAAGGUAGGGGAGGGUUUGGCCGGCAGGGAUGUGGGUUCGUUUCCCACGGGGGGCAAGUAUGAAAAAAACAAACAAACAAACAAAAAAAACAUGUAUGCAUUCACUAACUGUAAGUCGCUCUGGAUAAGAGCGUCUGCUAAAUGACUAAAAUGUAAAAAUGUAAAAUGUACUAAUUCAAGGGUUUUUCUUAAUUUUUACAAUUUUUUACAUUGUAGAAUAAUAGUGAAGACAUCAAAACUAUGGAAUAACACAUAUGGAAUCGUGUAGUAACCAAAAAAGUGUUAAACAAAUCAACAUUUAUUUUAUAUUUGAGAUUCUUCAAAUAGCCGCCCUUUGCCUUGAUGACAGCUUUGCAUACUCUUGGCAUUCUCUCAACCAGCAGUGUGGUUAAGGUUAAGGUUAGUGUUAGGUUAGGGUUUCAAAGUUUAUGACUGUGGCUGUGCCAGAUAGUGACCACUUUGUAGAGCUCCCUACAGGGCAAGAUUCAUGACAAUAAAGGCCAAAUUGUGGAUAAGAGGAUCUUCCCAGGCAGCGGUCGUCCAGUGUAGUGUAAUAGUCUCAGUGUAUUAAAGACAGGAGAUAUAGGUACGGUUAGGUUGACAUUUGGAGCUGUAGAGAAACACUUAAUCACCACGCUACUGCUGCCUGAGAAGGGUGUAUCCUGGCAUAGCAAUUAAUGACACACACACACACACACACACACACACACACACACACACACAAACACACAAACGAACACACACACACACGAACACACACACUCCCCCACUCACUCCCCCACCCACUCCCCCACCACUCCCCCACCCACUCCCCCACCCCACUCCCCCACCCACUCCCCCACACUUAUACGUCCUUCCCCCUCACACACACACAUAAAAACAGAAAGAGCCGAGACCUCUCUCCCCUCUCUCUCCUCAGCUCUUGGAUCUAGCUGUGUGAGGGCAGUGUCUGGUGUGUGUGAGUGUUAUUGAUGACCUGGUGUCCACAGUUAAGGUUAUUACAUCACUUCUCACCAGUUUACAGCAGGGGAGCCAGAGCGGUUCUCAGCUCAGACAGACUACAUCCAUCACAGAGAUCUGUUUCCUGCUCUCUGCCUCUAUAGCAGCCUCUUUUACACACACACACACACACACACACACACACACACACACACACACACACACACUGCCUCGUCGCCCUCUAAACCCGCAGGUAUCUUCACCCCAUACACAGACUCAAAUUCUCACCAGAUAAUGUCAGAGGAUAUAUGAUGAAGACAUGUUUAAUUUUACUCUUGGAAUGCUAAUGUAGUCCCUUUAAAUAUGGAACAUGCAUAGCCACAACAAGAUCUUUGUUUCAUAAAGUUUUAUGUCAAGCAAGUGAGUACACAUACAAUAGAGUGGACACACAUUUGCUAACAUGACACACUACACAAGGGCCAUAGGGUCAAAUGUGGUGGACUAUAGGGAAAAGCAUUUGGGACGCACCCAAGGACUACAAAGAUUAGAGUGUUUAUCAUGAAAUCAGUUGGGGCCUCAUGGAAACUACACUAGCACACUGUCCUUGUGUCUUCCCUAGUGUGACUGUAUCUUGGCCAUCAUCUUCCCCCAGUGUCUUGGGUAUUAGCGUCUCUAGGCCACGUGCGUCAUGCCUAUCCUCUCCUGUGUUUUCCUUGCCGGAGGCUAUGCUGCAGGACAUGCCUUGUGCUAGGGUCACCCUUAAUAACUAAUGCAACUGUCUGCCAUGCCCUCCAGCCUGCUCCCAACACAAACACACACACACAUGGGGGAUAUGAACGUGUGGGAGACUCUCUCAGAGGAAGGAAAUAUAUUGGGAAUCUAUCUGUCAGUUACAGAACCCCACUCUAUCUGUCAGUUACAGAACCCCCACUCUAUCUGUUAGUUACAGAACCCCACUCUAUCUGUCAGUUACAGAACUCCAACUCUAUCUGUCAGUUACAGACCCCCCACUCUAUCUGUCAGUUACAGAAUCCCCACUCUAUCUGAUAGUUACAGAACCCCCACUCUAUCUGUCAAUUAGAAAACCCCACUUUAUCUGUCAGUUACAUAACCCCUACUCUAUCUGUCAGUUACAGAACCCCCACACUAUCUGUUAGUUACAGAACACCAACUCUAUCUGUUAGUUACAGAACCCCCACUCUAUCUGUCAGUUACAGAACCCCCACACUAUCUGUCAGUUACAGAACACAAACUCUAUCUGUCAGUUACAGAACCCCCACACUAUCUGUCAGUUACAGAACCCCCACUCUAUCUGUUAGUUACAUAACCCCCACUCUAUCUGUCAGUUACAGAACCCCAACUCUAUCUGUCAGUUACAGAACCCCACUCUAUCUCUCAGUUACAGAACCUCCACUCUAGCUGUCAGUUGCAGAACCCCCACUCUAUCUGUCAGUCACAGAAAGCCCACUCUAUAUGUCUAUAGCCUCAGAUGUAUCCCCUCUCCUCUACCAAUUUAUCUUCUCCUCUCUUCACGUAACAUCUCUUCCCCUUCCUCUCCUCUCCUCUCCUCUCCUCCUCUCCUCUCCUAUCCUCCCCUAUCCUCUCCUCUCCUCCCCUAUCCUCAUUUACUCUCCUCUCCUCUCCUCUCCUCUCCUCUCCUCCUCCUCUCCUCUCCUCUCCUCUCCUCUCCUCUCCUCUCCUCUCCUCUCCUCUCCUCCUCCUCUCCCUCUCCUCUCCUCCUCCUCUCCUCCUCCUCUCCUCUCCUCUCCUCUCCUCUCCUCCCAUAUCCUCCCUCCUCUCCUCUCCUCAUCCUCUCCUCUCUCCUCUCCUCUCUCUCUCCUCUCCUCUCCCUCUCGUUGCCUCUUCGCUCAUCCUCUGCCCUCCUCCUCCCUCUCCUCCUCGCUCUCACUCUUCCUCUCCUCUCCUUGCUCCUCCUCCCUCCUCUCCUCCUCUCCUCUCCUCAUCCUCUCCUCUCCUCUCCUCAUCCUCUCCUCUCCUCUCUCUCCCUCCCCUCCCCACCUCCUCUCCUCUCCUCUCCGCCUCUCCUCUCCUCUCCUCUCCUCUCCUCUCCCUCCUCCUCUCCUCAAUCCUCUCCUCGGUCUCAUUGUCUCCGCCUGCCUCCUCUCUCUCCGUGCUCCUCUCCUCUCCCCUCAGGUCCUCUCCUCCUCCGCCUCCCUCUCUCUCCAUUCCUCCGAGUUCCUCUCCUCG
Molecule: messenger RNA, 19840 nt
Organism: Coregonus sp. 'balchen'
Lineage: Eukaryota; Metazoa; Chordata; Actinopteri; Salmoniformes; Salmonidae
Source: the annotation of a GenBank genome assembly